This is a messenger RNA of Serendipita indica DSM 11827, 1044 nucleotides long. Lineage: Eukaryota; Fungi; Basidiomycota; Agaricomycetes; Sebacinales; Serendipitaceae. The record is from the annotation of a GenBank genome assembly.
AUGGCCGAAGAACAUCUCCCAAGUACUGAUCUCAUCACUCUCACCAGACAUAUUCUGGCCGAGCAGAAUCGCCUUGGGUCGCGUGCUACAGGCGAUUUGACUAUGCUCCUGAACGCCAUCCAGCUGACCUCCAAGUUUAUUGCCACCAACGUCCGCAAAGCGCGUCUCAUCAAUCUCGUUGGUAUGGCUGGCGAAACGAACGUACAAGGCGAAGAGCAAAAGAAGCUCGAUGUUCUCUCCAAUGAUAUCAUGGUCAACGCGCUCCGUGCGUCUGGAAAGACGGCCGUAUUGGUCUCGGAAGAACUCGAGGAGGCGGUUAUCAUCGAACCGCGCCACAAGGGCAAGUACUGCGUCGUUUUCGAUCCUUUGGACGGAAGCAGUAAUAUCGACGCUGGUGUCAACAUCGGGACCAUUUUCGGAAUCUAUCAGAUUGAGGAAGGAUCUGAGGGCACAAUCAAGGAUGUCUUGCGCCCGGGAAGUCAUAUGGUUGCGGCAGGGUACACAAUGUACGGCUCCUCUGCAAACUUGGUUCUCUCAACCGGAAAUGGUGUCAAUGGCUUUACACUCGACAAUGGGCUUGGUGAAUUCAUCCUCACCCACCCUGACAUCAAGAUCCCAGAGCGUGGCAAAAUAUAUUCGUUCAACGAGGGCAAUUCGAUGUACUUCCACCAACCUGUCAUCGACUACCUUAACGGUAUCAAAUACCCGAGCCAAGAGCACGGCAAAAAGUCGCCCUACUCGGCCCGUUAUAUUGGUUCUAUGGUCGCCGAUGUUCACCGUACACUGCUGUAUGGUGGUAUCUUUGGUUAUCCAGAUGACAAGAAGAGCAAGAAUGGUAAGCUGAGGAUGCUGUACGAGGCAUUCCCGAUGGCCUAUCUUACCGAGCAGGCUGGUGGUAUGGCCACCACUGGUACCAAACGAAUUCUCGAUAUUCACCCCACAGAGAUUCAUGCGCGCUGCCCGGUGUUCCUUGGGUCGAAAGAAGACGUCAAGGACCUGAUAAAGUGUUAUGAAGCCCAUGCAAAGAAGACCGAGUCGACAUAG